AUGUUUCAACAGCGAGGAUUGAGGAGCCUUCGCCUCCUUGCAUCGAAAUGUUUCAACAAUCAUCAUCAUCAGCAUCAAACAAUUUUAUUUCAAUUCGGAACGAGGUCUGGUGGUGCCAGUACUUUUAUUCAACGCUCUCUUCAUACGACUAUUUCCAAGAAUGGACCAAAUCAUACCACAGCAACAACAAAUAUCCCAAACAACACCAACAGUACAAUGAGCAAUAAUAAUAAUAUCAACAACAAUUCCUCGUUAAGUACCAUUUACAAGGAAUUGGAAAGUCAAAGACAAUACUAUCUCCAAUAUGUAGAGACAAGACAAGAAAACGAUGUAUUGCAACAGUAUAAUCCAUUGUUUAGACCUUUUCUGAAAGCCUACACGAAUGAAAUUCGUUUUCUUGUGGAUCGUUAUGAACCACUCCGACUUCAAAAACAAUUAGAAGAAGAUGUCAAGCAAGGAAAAAUCCCACAGAAACACAAUGUUAGUUGGGUGUUGCCCAGUAAAGUCGCUCAAAAGGAGAAUGCAAGUACGAGCAGACCUUUGGCAUUACGACUUUUUGGAUUCUUUGGCCAGGAAUCAAUCAUAAAUAGAUCAUGUGAUUUUGUGUGGAACAUGUUGAUGAAUCAUAUUCAUGCAAUUAGAAAGAGUGGAGUCUAUGAAAAAACAAACUUGGCUGGAGUAUCUUGGACGGGUGCUGAUUUCUAUGUGUGGACGAUUCAUUUAUGGGUACUCUUCAGAAGAUUACGUUUCGAAGGAAGUGACGGUGAUUUAAUGUCAAAAAAACUUUGUGACAGAUUUUGGAAUUAUGUUGAGCAUUAUAUCAAUGAUAAUUAUAAGGUCAAUGCAUACACUCUGUCCAAAAAUUUGAAGAGACUUCAACAAAUUCACUACGGUAUCAUUAUUCAAUUGGAUAAGAUUUUAGAUUUGGCCAAUACAAGUAAUAUGAAUGACAGUGUUCCAACCUCAUGGGAACCAAAGACGCUGAAUAAUAUGAUUGUUUCGUCUUCUGACCAAGAUGCUCUCAUUGCUGAAGUGGUAUGGAGAAACUUUUAUUGCGGAGGCGUCGAAUUUACAAAUCUCGACGUGGAUGACACCAUUAAGGGAGAAGUGGAAGUGACAGCCGAAGACUUGGCAUUCUGGACACGUUACAUUCGAUAUGUACUGAGCUGGACAGACCACAUUGAUUCAGUGAUCUUUAUUCGUGGACUCUUCCACUAUCACCUUCCCAAUGACGAUUUUGUGGUGAAAUUUAAGCCAAACGAAAAGCCAGUGAAGCCAGCUCAAUUACCAACAACACAAGACAAAAAAUAA
Molecule: messenger RNA, 1311 nt
Organism: Naegleria fowleri
Lineage: Eukaryota; Heterolobosea; Eutetramitea; Acrasida; Naegleriidae
Exons: 1
Coding region: 1-1311 (436 amino acids)
Biological process (GO): mitochondrial respiratory chain complex III assembly
Cellular component (GO): mitochondrion
Source: RefSeq, a predicted model, not a curated record